CUCUCUUGCUGUCCAACUUUUCCCUUUUCCCUUUUUUGUCUCUCCCAUUUUUGCCCCCCUUGGGUCUAGUCCCCCUUGGCCCGGGGUUGCAUGUCUGGUCCGCACCAAGUCGGCUGUCGGAAAACACGGGAUAUGCCACUCCAUUGACAAAAAGGUGUGUCCUGUUUGUUGAAGAUCCCUGCAUGACAUUAAUGACGGGCUACUCUGAUUGAGCGAGUCGGAGAUAGCGGUAGAUGGUCGGUUAGGUAGGUAGUUAAGAGAUGACACCGGAGCUUUGUCGUUUUUCAUGGUUGAGAUUGAUUGGAUUGGAAUCGGACAGUCACAUCGGCAGUUCAUCUUCCUCCUCCUCUUCUGUAGGGUGUAUGUAUGUCUUCCGGCCUGUCCGUUCAGCCAAGCCAAGCCAAGCCAAGAUGAUGCUGACUGCAGAAGAUACCUUACCUAUCUUUGACGGGUUAAACCAUGGUAUGGUCGUUCAGAUUCGUUCAACCGUGAGUAACCGCGGUCUCAGUCGGCGACUCGGUGGUGAGGAUUGGCAAAAAGUGGAAGUGGAACAGUCAGCGCCGCCCGCCGUCACUUCAAGCCCGUAAUUCCGACCAGGA
Molecule: messenger RNA, 599 nt
Organism: Aspergillus saccharolyticus JOP 1030-1
Lineage: Eukaryota; Fungi; Ascomycota; Eurotiomycetes; Eurotiales; Aspergillaceae
Exons: 1
Coding region: 261-587 (108 amino acids)
Source: RefSeq, a predicted model, not a curated record